CACCUUUCAAAGAAAAAAAGAAAAGAAAAGAAAUAUACAACUCAAUUUCCGCUGUAAAAACAAUUGGCCAACUACGAACCUUUAAUCGGAUUCGGAUCUCCGAAAAUGGGUGUGCAGCAGAUGGACCCUUUAGCUCAAUUGAGCUUACCUCCAGGUUUCCGGUUUUACCCCACUGAUGAAGAACUUCUGGUUCAGUAUCUCUGUCGGAAAGUCGCCGGUCAGCAGUUUUCUCUUCAGAUUAUUGCGGAGAUAGAUCUGUACAAGUUUGACCCGUGGGUUUUACCCAGUAAAGCCAUAUUCGGCGAGAAGGAGUGGUAUUUUUUCAGUCCCAGAGAUCGGAAAUACCCAAACGGGUCCCGACCCAAUAGAGUUGCCGGGUCCGGGUACUGGAAGGCGACGGGUACUGACAAGAUCAUCACGACGGAGGGACGGAGAGUUGGUAUCAAGAAAGCUCUAGUCUUUUAUGUCGGCAAAGCUCCGAAAGGAACCAAAACGAAUUGGAUUAUGCACGAGUAUCGACUCAUUGAGUCGUCUCGUAAAAAUGGAAGCUCCAAGUUAGAUGAUUGGGUUCUGUGUCGCAUAUACAAGAAGAACGCGAGUUCUCAAAAGCCUAUGCUGUCGAAUAUUUCGAGCAAGGAGUACAGUAACAAUGGCUCGUCGUCUUCGUCUUCUUCCCAUCUAGACGACGUGCUCGAAUCAUUGCCGGCGAUCGACGACCGUUUCUUCUCCAUCCCACGCAUCAACUCUCUGAGAACUCUCCAACAAGAUGACAUCAAAACAGGGGUGAUUCCCAACCUGGGUACGGGAAAUUUCGAUUGGGCGAGUCUCGCAGGGCUCAACUCAGUGUCGUCUGUGGUCCCGAGUGACCACACUCAGAGUCAGUGUAUCCCGAGUUACACCGACACCGACGUGUUUGUUCCCUCGUUGCCGCCUAUUUCCCAUGUGAACAAACUCUGCAACGCAGUGGAUGAGGAGGUACAAAGUGGAUUCAGAUCUCAAAGAAUCGAUAACUCGGGUUUCCUGCAGCCGAACUCGAACGCUUUAUCUCAGAAUUUCACGAACUCGGUAGACCCAUUCGGGUUCCGGUACCCGACUCAGCCGGCGAUGUUCGAGUUCAGGCAGUAAGGAAAAAGAGGGGAGUAAGCAGCGGGGUAUUUGUGUAAAUAUCUGGAAUUCUUUGGGCUAACUUUUGGGUUUGGUCGUGAAAUUCCAAAAAAGGCCAUGGAGGACUUUUUUCCUGGGUAGGGACUUGAAUAGAUGCAAUGUAUACAGAGGGGUAAAAAGGUAAAAGAAGAAAAUCCUGUAGAA
Carica papaya (papaya) is the source of this 1308-nucleotide messenger RNA. RefSeq names its product NAC domain containing protein 3 (gene NAC3). The record is from RefSeq and is a predicted model, not a curated record. Lineage: Eukaryota; Viridiplantae; Streptophyta; Magnoliopsida; Brassicales; Caricaceae. Gene Ontology annotation, molecular function: DNA binding. Gene Ontology annotation, biological process: regulation of DNA-templated transcription.